AUGGCAUUUCCAAGAAUGCGAUCUGGUAAUAAUCGAGAUGUUGAUCGGUUAGUUCACCCAAAUAGGGUUAUUUAUACAAAAAUAGAAACAUUAAUAAAAAGUAUGCUUGAUACUGUUGAUGGUGUACCUAUAAGAACAGUUAAAUCUUUUCUCUCAAAAAUACCAUCUGUCUUUACGGGUCAAGAUUUAAUUGCAUGGAUUAUGAAACAUUGUGAUGUUGUGGAUUUAUCUGAUGCAUUACAUCUAGCACACCUUAUUGCUGCACAUGGAUAUUUAUUUCAAAUUGAUGAUCAUAUUCUUACUGUUAAAAAUGAUGGUACAUUUUAUAGAUUUCAAACACCAUAUUUUUGGCCUUCCAAUUGUUGGGAACCUGAAAAUACAGAUUAUGCUGUAUAUUUAUGCAAAAGAACAAUGCAAAAUAAGGCGCACCUUGAAUUAGAAGAUUUUGAAGCAGAAAAUUUAGCAAAAUUACAAAAAAUGUUUUCUAGAAAAUGGGAAUUUGUAUUUAUGCAAGCUGAGGCACAAUAUAAAGUUGAUAAAAAACGUGAUAGAAUGGAAAGGCAAAUUUUAGAUAGUCAAGAAAGAGCAUUUUGGGAUGUUCAUAGGCCUGUACCAGGUUGUGUUAAUACAACAGAAGUUGAUUUUAGAAAAUUAUCUAGAUCAGGAAGACCAAAAUAUAGUAAUUCUAAUAAUUUAAUAUCAACAUCGCCUGGAUAUUCACAAUAUUCAACCUCUGCAGUUGUUGCUCACAAUAAUUCAUUAAAUAAUGAAUUAACUAAUAAAACAGGUACCACUUCUGAAAAUAAUCCAUCACCAUCAACAUCUUUAACUCCAAGAACAUAUAGUCAAAAACCUGGAAUGAGACGUUGUACACAAUUACAUGAUACAUUAUCACAUGAGAUAAAUGCCUUACAAUCACGUUUGGCUAAAAAUGUCUUAAGAACAUCAAAAGUAGUUGAAAAUUAUUUACAAUAUUAUGAAAGAAGAAAAAUUUUUGAUCCAUUUCUUGUUCCACCAUCUUCUCCUGGUGAUCCAUUUUCAUCUCAACCAAAUCCAUGGCUUUCAGAUACUGUUGAUUAUUGGCAACAUGAUAAAAUUACCGGUGAAAUAGCAACAAGAAGAUUAAAACUUUGGGAAGAAAGUUAUGAAGAAUUAUUAAUUGAUUCUCUCGGAAGAGAAACAUUACAAAAAUUUUUAGACAAAGAAUAUUCUGGUGAAAAUUUACGUUUUUGGUGGGAAGUACAAAAAUUAAGAAAAUGCGCUUCUAGGAUGGUUCCUGUACUUGUAACAGAAAUAUAUAAUGAAUUUAUUGAUACUAAUGCAACAUCUCCUGUUAAUAUUGAUUGUAAAGUUAUGGAUAUAACAGAGGAAAAUUUAAAAAAUCCUAAUAGAUGGAGUUUUGAUGAAGCAGCAGAUCAUAUUUAUUGUUUAAUGAAAAAUGAUAGUUAUCAAAGAUUUUUACGUAGUGAUAUUUAUAGAGAUCUUUUAACACAAUCAAAGAAAAAAAAUUCAUUUACCUUGAUGAUCAGCCGAAAGACAUCCAAGAAAGUGCUUUCAUCAAGUUCCUUAACCUCAUCAUUUAUUUCGCGGUCAGCGAAAUUGACGUUAGGAACAACCAGUGCAACCUCUAGUGGUAUUGCAAAUGGUCUCCUAACUACUACACACCUGGCUCCACCAUCAUCAGAUUUUCCAUUAACUGAAUCAUCUGGAGAGAUCAAAAAAUCGUGUACCACAUCCCAACCACGUGGUAACGCACCUGGAAAAAUUACCAGAGACAUUGGAUUACGUUUUCCAACUAUACCUGGAUUUGCAUCUAAUGUUAUUAAAAGAGACAUAAAUAAUACAAAUAAUAAUACACAACAACCAAUUACAACUUCAAUUAUAAAUCCUCCUAGUAAUUCAUCACCGUCUCAAGUAACUACAGCUGCACCUACAGCUACAACCAGUAGUUAUAGUAUUGCCGGACAAGGAACAACACAGUCUUCCGCAAAUAUUUCUACUAUGACAACAAAUCUUAAUCAAAUAGCAUUAUCAUCAAGUCAAAGUUUUUCUCAACAAUAUGGUGGUACUUAUGUUAAAAAUAGUAACAUAACAUCAACUACAUCAAAUAUAAUGUUAUCAUCAGAACCUAAAGAUUCAUCUGUAAAAAGUACCUCUCCCAAUAUAACAAAAAUUAACUAUGUAAAUGAUACAAAUCAACAAAAAAAAUUAUCUACUAUAAAUCCCUUCUCUUGA
Strongyloides ratti is the source of this 2235-nucleotide messenger RNA. RefSeq names its product LP21163p. The transcript is spliced from 4 exons. The record is from RefSeq and is a predicted model, not a curated record. Lineage: Eukaryota; Metazoa; Nematoda; Chromadorea; Rhabditida; Strongyloididae. Gene Ontology annotation, biological process: G protein-coupled receptor signaling pathway; regulation of G protein-coupled receptor signaling pathway; intracellular signal transduction. The coding region runs from base 1 to 2235 and encodes 744 amino acids.